AUGUCGCCGUUUGGAAACCCCCUCAUCCGAUUGAAGAUUUUCGCUCCCUUCGAUCCCUCCAGCUCCACAUCUCCCAGCCAUAUCCACCAGCCGCUAGCUAGAAGAGCUCCAACCGGUCGAGAUUCCGGUCCGUCCAUCACACACACCUACGAAAAAAACCUCUACUCGGCCUCCUGCUGGAUCAUUUUACCGGAACGCGAAAUGGGGCGCCUUCUAUCCACAAGCAUUCUGGUCGUUUUGCUCGGCUUCCAAUCUCUAGUGCAGACGAUGCGCCAACACAAUGAGGAGCUAUUCGAAUGGAGUGAUCAGAUGCGCGCAAUUGACGCGGCGAAUGCAGUUGAGGAGGCCGCAAUGGAGGCGGCCCGACUUGAAGAGGAGGCCCGAUAUCAUGCGCAGUUUCCACCUCCUCCACCACUUCCUGAUUGUCCAUUCUGUGAACGACCAUACACAGAGCAAAAUGCACAUUCACCUCCCCUGCGCGCUGGAUCCAAUGUGGUGGUUGCGAGCCUGGGGACCUAUUACGACGACCAGUGCAUGACGAUUGCGACAAGCAACAACACAUCAUCGAAUGUCCUAUUACUUGCCGCCGUAGACGUUAACAGGAAGUAG
This is a messenger RNA of Puccinia triticina, 609 nucleotides long. RefSeq lists its product as uncharacterized. The record is from RefSeq and is a predicted model, not a curated record. The transcript has 3 exons. The coding region runs from base 1 to 609 and encodes 202 amino acids. NCBI's taxonomy places the organism in Eukaryota, Fungi, Basidiomycota, Pucciniomycetes, Pucciniales, Pucciniaceae.